Lobosporangium transversale is the source of this 1907-nucleotide messenger RNA. RefSeq lists its product as hypothetical. The transcript is spliced from 2 exons. Lineage: Eukaryota; Fungi; Mortierellomycota; Mortierellomycetes; Mortierellales; Mortierellaceae. The coding region runs from base 328 to 1761 and encodes 477 amino acids. Gene Ontology annotation, molecular function: protein binding. The record is from RefSeq and is a predicted model, not a curated record.
CUUGUAUAUUUCUCCUCGAUAAUAGACACUUGGUGAUUCUGUUCAACAGAGCUGAGAACGUCAGUUGACGAUUGUCUGCGGGUCUCUUACUUCAUUGCAAAUAUCAAAUUACAGGAUCACAUCUAGUAUCUACAACGCACCUUUCCAUCCCUUUAAUUCAUUGUUUGCGUGGGAAAGAAAUUCAAAUAAUGGCUUUGCCGACCACAACUCCUCAAUUUUUUUUCAUUUUCCUCCAUUCCACUCUUCGUCAUCAUCCAUCUCAAUUCCUUCUCCUUUUUACUCGACCAUCUUCCAUUCAAUACCACAAUCGCAAAUAACAUACAACUAAUGACCAUGACAUCGGCCAAGGAAAAACUCCAGGCAUUCCGUCUUGUCGGCUCGGAUAGAUCAUCAACCCCACUGUCAGAUACUCAAUACAUUGAGGCUCGAUUUGACCAAAAAGAACAACAGUACAUCAUCCUCUGGUGGGACAUUGUAAACGUUUACAAAGAUACAAUUUGUAUAAAGAAAGGGGAAUUAAUUUUAUCAUUCCUCGUGGAUGGCGAAUUUGAAUACGUCAAGCCACUCCGAAUCCGCGCAGAUUUUGAUGCCAUCCUGGAUGUUGUCAUCCCCUUCCGUGCAAACAAUCCAAAGAAGCCAGACUCAGAUUCAACAAUAACUCAAUGGGGAAUAAAAGAAGAACCAGCUGCAGCAGAGUUGAAUGAAACAACUGCCCUUGGCUCUGUGAACCUAGGUAAUAGCGGUGACCGCAAAAGCCUCAAGGCAGAUAACGCAGUCCCUUCAACAGAAACUAGGCUUCAUUCAGAGAAUAUUCCAAGUUAUGAAGCUACAAUUUCGACAGAUUCGACUAUUGAAGAGAGCGCAGAGUUGAUGCCAGCGCCGCUUGCUGGGGAGGUCCAGUUGGGAAAGGCAGUCAAAGGAGAUGCCACUGAUGAAGCCAAUCUAAACCUUAUCCUCAAAGUCAAUGGAAAUUCACAGGAUCAUUCAAGAGCCUUUGACUGGUUUUUCAAGAGAGCUUCCUCAGGGACUUCUUAUGGUGCAUAUAAUACUGUAGGUUACAUGUACUAUCAUGGCAUAGGGGUCUCACAGAACUAUUCAAGCGCCCUAAACUGGUUUAACAAGGCAGUCAACCAAGGAGAUAGUAUUAGCCAGAGUAAUCUAGGCUGCAUGUACUAUCAUGGCGUAGGGGUUUCACAGGACUAUUCGAAAGCCUAUGACUGGUAUCUCAAGGCAGCCAACCUAGAAAAUGCCAUUGCUCAGAUCAAUCUAGGUUGGAUGUACUUUUAUGGGAAAGGAGUUGAGCAAGACUAUUCAAAAGCCUUUGAUCGGUGCCUCAAGCCAGCCAACCAAGGAAAUACCAGAGCUCAGAGUAGUUUAGGCUACAUGUACCUUGAGGCCAAGGGAGACUCACAGGAUUAUUCAAAAGCCACCUAUUGGCUUCUCAAGGCGGCCAACCAAGGAAAUGCCAAUGCUCAGAGUAAUCUAGGCUACAUGUACUCUCGUGGCAAAGGGGUUCCAAAGAAUUAUCCGAGAGCCAUCGACUGGUAUCUUAAAGCAGCCAACCAAGGAAAUGUUACCGCUCAAUGCAAUCUAGGCUAUGUGUACUAUCAUGGCAUAGGAACUUCACAGGACCAUUCGAAAGCCUUUGACUGGUAUACCAAGGCAGCCGAUCAAGGAUGUCCCGAUGCUCAGCGUGCUAUUGGUUCUAUGUAUCGAGCUGGAAAAGGUAUUCCUGAAGAUCAAGUUGAAACAGAGCAAUAAUAUCAAAAAAGUCGCAGACCCAAGCAAAAGUUGGACUAGCUCGACCGUUGACGGCUCUUCAAUAUAUUAAUCUGAAGGGCUUUUAAGUACAUAUUUGAGAUUCAAUGCCUAUUAUUUGUCUCUGCAAUUAAAUGAUCAUUGCAAAC